Molecule: messenger RNA, 1592 nt
Organism: Fomitiporia mediterranea MF3/22
Lineage: Eukaryota; Fungi; Basidiomycota; Agaricomycetes; Hymenochaetales; Hymenochaetaceae
Exons: 4
Coding region: 25-1275 (416 amino acids)
Source: RefSeq, a predicted model, not a curated record
AUCGACUUUGCCACCUUCUGCGAGAUGGGUCCUAAAUCUCAAGAUAUGACAGAAGUCGAGCGCUAUCAGAUUCAAGUGGAGGACUUGCUGCGCGAUGUGAAAGAUCGGGAAGACGACGAUCCACUCGUCUGCAAAGGAAAGGAUCGCAUUCGAACCAUGUUGCUGCGGAUGAAGGUAUCACUGCUUGAAGAAGAUGAAGACGAUUUAGUUGGACUUGCGAAGGACCUCUUCGAGUUUUCCUUCUCAAUGAUUGAGCUCCAAAUUUUGACAUGGAAGAAGUUCGAGGGGCAGGAUGAGACAAUCGUGAAGACAAAAGGCGCGGUGAAGGACAUUAUGAUAUAUCUUUUAUUAGAGGAUGAGAAACAGGUUCACAAGAUCGCUCUCCGGUGUCUCGUCGAUAAAGGGUGCCUAUGCCUGUUCGACGCGUACGCACAAUUCAAGCUUUUAGGUAUGAGUCCUUCGACCCCCAGCUUUCGUGUCAUCGUGCGGGACCUCCGCAAGCUUUUGGACAAAAACGGCGACGUGAGGGAGGUCCAGUUCUGGGCUCGUAUUAGGUCUGACUACAACGCGGCUGACGUCGACGACGUUGAAAUCACUUAUGCAGCGUUAUGCGACUUCGGUGCUGACGUGGAAAUCCAACUAAAGAAUAUCAUUAACAUCCAGGCGGAACAGAACAAGGCAUACCAAGACACUGGUUCAAUUAUCGAAACAUUCAGCUCAUCUAUACGGCUCGCAGAAGGACAUGUUAAGCUUGUCAACGAUACGAUUGGUGAAAAUGAUCCUGAAAACCCAACCGAGCACCAGCUGGAACUAAUCGAGUCACGACAAAACAACCGCGUUCAAAUCGAGAAUACCACACUAGCAAUCGCGCGACAACAAAUGCGCCUUGCCGAGAUCGAGGCAGAACUUAAUCACACGAAGCGAGUGAUGUUUUUUUUGCAACGUGGUAUCGCUAUCCUGAGGCAAGAAGACGCGGUCCAAAAGCUUCUCGUCACCCACAGCAAUGUUAUUAGACAAGCAGGUAACGAAGCGGCACACAUGCUUGAAGAAACACGCAAUCAGUGGUAUGAACGAGUUGAGAGGGCGGUGACUGAAUACUCCGGCGUAAUGAAUGAGGAGGCGCAAAAUUUGUUCUUCGCACUGAAGAAUCAGGGGUUCCCACCAGAUCUUCCGGAUGACCACUUCUCUCUGCCGAUCGCCGGGGAUCCGCUGAAUGUUGCCACGAAGCGUCAUGCAGAGACCACCCUGUCCAAUAAAAAGAAGAAACUCAAGUAGAUAACUGAGAAAGCUGCUGCGUUCUCUGGCCGCCGCACAGACAGUGGUGCGUCGACUAGCACCGAACACCGUACCAUAGCGACUACUCCCACCAUAUCCUCGAAUCGGAUUUUUCUCCGAAUGUACCGACCCACGUGUAGGAGUGCUGUGAAGGCAAGAUGUCUCGAGGACGGAUGUUUAUUAGUAUGUUCACCUUUGUUCACUCAUGUUAAUCAGUACUAUAUGAUUGUUGUUUCAGUUCUAUUGAUUAAUGUUGUUUCAGUUCUAUUGAUUAAUGUGGUAAAUUUUAAAAAAUCAUUUGUGUAAUUGUAGUAACA